Molecule: messenger RNA, 976 nt
Organism: Ostrea edulis (European flat oyster)
Lineage: Eukaryota; Metazoa; Mollusca; Bivalvia; Ostreida; Ostreidae
Product: sulfotransferase 1B1-like
Exons: 6
Coding region: 55-945 (296 amino acids)
Biological process (GO): sulfation
Cellular component (GO): cytoplasm
Molecular function (GO): sulfotransferase activity
Source: RefSeq, a predicted model, not a curated record
GAUCGCGAGUUUUGCUGUUACAUGUACACAAAUAAGAAGUAGUUGUUUGAGAAAAUGGAGAAGUGUAGGCAUGUUUUACCGGGGGAGCACAUCUACAAAGGGCGUCUAUUUUUUGGUUACACUCCACCGGAAGUGCUGGAUGCUGUGCUAGAUUUUGAAGUCAGAGAUGAUGACAUUUUUAUUGUUACGUAUCCCAAAGCAGGAACCACUUGGCUACAGGAAGUUGCAUGGCUGAUUGUAAACGACGGAAACGUAGGAAAGGCAAAGGGACAGCAAGUUUAUUUCCGGUCUCCAUUUCUUGAAUUCAAGGACCUGGUGCUAAAUGAAGUGGGUCUGGAGAUAGCGGAGUCUCUGACCUCCCCCAGGGUCAUAAAAACUCAUCUACCUGUAGAUUUGGUCCCUUCGAGGAUGUUUCAGACCAAAUGUAAGAAGUUGGUCCUGUUCCGGAAUCCCAAAGAUCUGUGUGUGUCCUAUUUCCACUUCUACCGGUCCAGUUCGUCCUUCGGAAACUUCCAGGGAAGCUGGUCGGAGUUCCUUGAAAUGUUUUUAAAUGGGCAUGUUGAUCACGGUUCCUGGUUUGACUUUACUAAAGGUUGGUGGAGUAAGAAAGAUAACUCCGAUGUUCUUAUUCUAUUUUACGAGGAUAUGAAAAAGGAUCUGAAAAGUGAAAUUAGGAAGAUAAGCGACUUUAUCGGUAAAAGCAACGUGACAGAAGAAAUGGUGGCGAGGAUAGCCGACCACUGCAGCUUUGAGAACAUGCGCACUAAUCCGAUGACAAACCACCACGACGUAUAUUCCAUUGACAGGGAAAUUUCGCCAUUGUUACGUAAAGGCGUGGUGGGAGACUGGAAAAGCCUCUUCACUGCAGAGCAAGCGGAGUAUUUCGAUUCUGUGUACAGCGAGAAAAUGGAGGGAAUCAACGUACCGUUUCAAUACUAUAUAUAGAGCAUUGUUCAAUAAAAAUCUAUGUAACGAU